GAAGAUUGCAGAAGCUGCUACGUACGUCAAUGUCAAAUCAUAUUUUAUCUCUUUGAAUUUCUAUGUAACUAUUUUUCAAAAAGGCAUUCCUUGUUUUCUGGUUACCUGCCAGAUAAUGACAAAAUCCAACGUAUGAAAAAAAACCUAUAACUACGUACCUUCCCCAUAUCAUGACAAACAUUCUUUUAGUUUUAAUUUUGAUUUUAAUAUAUUGCUUCCUCCAAUCUCUACCCCCCAUUAAGUGGACAAUACAAAAAUUUUGCACAUAGACAACAUAAAUUAGACAAUAAAUUUUAAUGAAUAUAUUGUCAAUUAUAUGGACAACUAUUGAUGUUGUCUCGGAUCAUGUAAUAACUUUUCAUAGUAUAAGAACUAGGAAUCUUGCAACAUACCAUUAAGCUUUGUAUAAUUUAAGGUUACUUAUCAUUAAAAAAACAUUAUAUAUUGUAAUACAUGAAGUGUUGUUUCUACGUUUCACACGGUGGAUGGUUUGUAUAAGAUCUCAAUUCUAAUCGAGUAAUCGAUGUUACAAGAUCACGAUACGCGCGAUCAAAUUGUUGUUGGCCGAGAGCCGAUCGAAGGUCUUGAGGUCGAGUCGACGAUGACGUGACUUUUAAAUUAGUGUUAACCUAAUAAAUAAAAAAAUUGUACCCGGGCUAAUAAUAGGGUUUGGAACAGCUAUCCAGAAUUCCUUUAAUAAUAAUAUAUUUAUGUACAGUAAUUAAUAUACACAUGAUCUCUGCUGGUUUCCGCUAUAAAUACAAGUGUUUUGUGAUUGUGAUGAAAUAUAGGAAGGAGAUGAAAAUUUAGGUAGAAAAGCAGUAUAUGAUGAUGAUGAUGAAGAUGAAGAUGAAGAUGAAGAUGAGAAGAGAUCCUCUUGAAAUUGGUAAAGUGAUUGGAGAAGUAGUUGAUAGCUUCUCUCCCACUGCGAAGAUGUCUGUCAUCUACAACUCCAAAACCCAUGUCUAUAAUGGCCACCAUCUCCUUCCUUCCUCUUUAAUCUCCAAACCUAAGGUUCUACUUCAUGCUGCUGGAGAUUUCACUACUUUUUUCACCUUGAUCAUGACAGACCCUGAUGUUCCUGGUCCUAGUGAUCCAUACCUGAGGGAGCACUUACACUGGAUAGUCACAAAUAUCCCAGGCACCACGGACUCCUCAUUUGGGAGAGAAGUGGUGAGCUACGAAAUGCCAAGGCCAAACAUAGGCAUACAUCGGUUGGUAUUUAUUCUGUACAAGCAGAAGAAGAGGCUGCAGUCUGUAAGCGUGCCUCUUUGCAGAGAUGGAUUCUGCAGCAGAAAAUUUGCCGACGAACACGAAUUAGGGCAACCCGUCGCAGCCCUCUUCUUCAACUGCCAACGCGAGACGGCUGCCAAAACACGCUCCUACCUAAUUAAUUAAUCUACGUACUACUCGUGUCUCUCGCUACUUCUUGAUACGAGAAUAAACUAUAUGACAAUUAUUUUUGUUGUUGUUGUUGUUGUUAGCUAGUAUUAUUUGAUGUUUUAGUGUGUGUCACUAGUAGUUUGUGAUAUUUGAUAUAAAUUGUUAAUCAGGCUUAGGUUUUUGUGUUGUAUGUGUGGUUGGAAUAUAUUUGAAUCUAC
This is a messenger RNA of Salvia miltiorrhiza (redroot sage), 1601 nucleotides long. Its product is annotated as CEN-like protein 4. Gene Ontology annotation, cellular component: cytoplasm; nucleus. The record is from RefSeq and is a predicted model, not a curated record. Gene Ontology annotation, biological process: negative regulation of flower development; vegetative to reproductive phase transition of meristem. NCBI's taxonomy places the organism in Eukaryota, Viridiplantae, Streptophyta, Magnoliopsida, Lamiales, Lamiaceae. Bases 826 to 1398 code for a protein of 190 amino acids. The transcript has 4 exons.